AUGCAAUUCUGCAAUCUGAGCCUUUCUGAGGUGUUCACUUUAGAUCGCACACGACGGGUGUUGAGAUAUAACCAAAGAUACCCUGAAUACUUAGAGGCCUACCAGAAGGCAAGGGAGGAAGGAACACGGGAGGUCUACCAUACUCGAGUUAUGAUCGUUGGGCAAUACGGAGUGGGGAAAACUAGCCUGAAGAAGCGUCUCUUGGAUGAAGGUUUUACUAAAGAUUACAAUUCGACAGAUGGUAUACAGGUUGACCCAUCAGCUUGUUAUAUUGACAUCAGCAAUUCAGUCAUAUGGAAAACUAAAGCAAAAGGGUUCACAUUGAAGGAAGAUACCGAUAACCCCCAGGAUGUAUAUGACAGUGAAGUUGCCAAGAAAUUAUUGCAUGCUGUCAAAGACAGAACAUCUGGGAAACAUGUUAGAGAUAGCAGUACAGGUGCUACUUGUACUAUUCCUCCAGAUCGCAUACCAGAUACAAUAAAAAGCAAGUUUUUUAGUUUAGAAGAUGGUAAAAAUCAGGAGGAAAAGCAGCUGAAAUUAUCCUUUUGGGACUUUGGUGGACAACACGUUUUCUACACAACGCACCAAACGUUCUUAACGGACAGAGCCAUCUAUCUGUUGGUUGUAGAUCUGACUAAGGACCUAGAUGAGAAAGUUGAUACAAUUAGACAAUCACGCCGUGGACCAAAACCUGAUAGUGCUGCCCCUGAGAAGGUCAAAGACUACCUUGAUUACUGGUUGAAUUCAAUCCACACUCAUGCUGGGAAGUCAUCUCCUGAAACCCAAUCACUGAGCCCCCCUGUCAUCAUAGUCGGGACACAUAAAGAUGCUGUGACUGACCAGUACAUAGACGACUAUUUUCACAAGAUUGUAAAUAGCCUACAUGACAAGGUCUACUUUCAUCACGUUCACAAAACAUACAUUGCAGUUGAUAACAAAUCCGAUGACGACCAUGAGUUGAACAAACUCAAGGAGACAAUCGUGCAGCUAGCAGAAGGUCAAAGAUUCUGGGGGCAGGAAGUACCUAUUAAAUGGUUGCUUCUUGAGAAAAAUCUUCGUGGAUUAAAAACAAAAUCCCAAGAUCGAGAGCCAGUGCAUUUUCUUAAGUUUGAAGAUGUCAAAGCAAUUGGUUUUAAAGAACGAAUGGACGAGGCAUCAGUUGUAGCUUGUCUACAAUUUUAUCACUCAGUUGGAGACAUGAUUUUUUUCAAUGAAAUCGACCUCCGUAAUCUAGUAAUCCUUGAUCCUCAGUGGCUAAUCGAUGUAUUCAAGAGUAUUAUAACAGUUCCCGAGUUCCAUCGAGACUCGAGAGGUCGGAACAUCUUUGGCAGCAUCGUCUGGGAGAAACUGGACAAAGAUGGUGUGCUUCAGGAAGAAUUUAUUGAAACCGUGUGGAAGAAGCUUUACGCUGAUAUAUCGAUUCAUAGCGACGUAAUGAUCGAACUCAUGCAGCGUUUUGACUUGAUCUGUCCAUUUGAAAAUAACCAGGAAUGUAAUCAAGGGAAAAGACUAUUCUUUGUGCCUUGUUUGCUUCCCAAGCCAGAGCCCGGUGAUUUCAUUAGAGACAAACCAUUAGUUGGUGGCACGCUUUUCUACAAAUUCACCUUUCUCCCCAAAGGGCUCUUUCAUAGGCUAGUCGCCAAAAUCUGCCUGAAAAAUAUAUGGCCUUUAUAUGGCGCUGUGUUCUUUGAUUACGCUAGGUUUGAAGUUGGUGAUGGAUGUUGUGUAUUAACACUUUUAGCUGAGGACAAUCACCUAGAGUUGAAAAUCCACCAAACAUUGGAAGAAAGAACGGAUCGGGGGGACAACCUUAUGGGCAUCAAAAUCCGUGAGGAAAUCGAGGUAAUACUGAUGACAACCAUAAAGAACUAUUGUCCAAAUGUCGACCCUGAGAUAUCUGUAAGGUGCAUAUGUCCGAAUGUGGAAGAGGAAAAGCGAACUUUAGUGCCUAUUUCAGAAAAGGAUAUUAAUCGUGGUCACAAACAAUGUAAAUCUCACCACCAUUCGAUAAAACUGGAUCAAUAUAAAUUAUGGUAUAGCACUGCACACACGGCUGAAACAAAAUCAGCAAAUACCAAGUCAGGCGAAAAGACAACAAAGCAAAACCGGGGUAAAUCAGCUGCUGGGAGUUCUGACCCCGAGGGUUCUAAUCUAGAAGAUACGGACAGUGGAGAAAAUAUAGAUGAUGAACACAUUCAUGUCCACACGGCUACUGCAGAGUUCUUUGAGAAAUGGUCUAAAGAUGAGGAAAUUUAUACCAAUGCCUCAAUGCCAAGAGGGCGCUGUUUAAUAAUAAACAACUAUGCCUUUGAACCAAAAAUGCGGAAUCGUGAUGGCACAGAGCAUGACGUAAAGAGACUUAAGCAACUAUUCGAAAGAUUUGAGUAUACAGUAGUUGUGAAGAAUGAUCUUACUGCUGGAAAGAUAAGGGAAACAUUAACUGAGGAAAGUAGUCGAGAUCAUGCUGACUCUUUCGUUCUGGUGAUUCUGUCUCAUGGUACUGUAGAUGCCGUCUAUGGUGUAGAUAAAGAAAAAGUACCAUAUAAGGAGAUUUACAACUUCUUCAACGGAGAGAACUGCAAAAAACUAGCUGGAAAACCUAAAAUUAUUAUCAUCCAAGCGUGUCAAGGCAAAAAGAAGGAUAGUGGAGUUGUUACUGAUGGCGAAGAAGAUGAGAAUGAUGAUAAUGUAGAUGUGUCUUCGAUUGCGUCUUUCAAAUCACUUGAUUUAUCGGAUGAUUCCACGGCACAUACAGACGAUGAAGAGGAAGACAGCCCCGGUGAUACAUCUCCAAUCAUGGCAGACUUUUUCAUAGCAAGCGCUACAACACAAGAUUAUGUGUCAUGGCGGGUUACAGAUUCAGGAACUUGGUUUAUUCGGGCUUUGGUGAAAAUCUUUAGAAAGCAUGCGGGCACAAAAGACAUCCUUAGAAUGUCAACUAUGAUCAACAAACUCGUGGCAACAAAAACCACUAGAAGUGGUAAGAAACAAAUGCCAACGUUCAACAAUCAACUGACAAAGACUUUUUAUUUCUUCCCCGGACAUGGAUGCAAGGAAUAGCUGAAAUAUAGGCUACGCAUUUACGAGUUACUUACAGUCUUUCAGCUGAGCAAGCAUGAAUGAACAUAUUAUGUAGAUGUGAACAUUGAUAAGUUAAAGGAUAUUAAAAUGGCCUAUAAUGAUUUUUAUCUUUGAUGGGCCGCUCAUGAUCAGUAAAAUAACGAUUCCUCUGCACAACGGUGUCUAAUCAAGAUCAUUCGAUUACCUAUGUCAGUCCUCCAAGACUGCCACCAAAGCGAACAUCAGUUUUGACCUCGUGAUCUACGUUCCUUGCACUCGAACCAC
This is a messenger RNA of Owenia fusiformis, 3345 nucleotides long. NCBI's taxonomy places the organism in Eukaryota, Metazoa, Annelida, Polychaeta, Sabellida, Oweniidae. The record is from the annotation of a GenBank genome assembly.